Molecule: messenger RNA, 2340 nt
Organism: Pleurotus ostreatus (oyster mushroom)
Lineage: Eukaryota; Fungi; Basidiomycota; Agaricomycetes; Agaricales; Pleurotaceae
Exons: 3
Coding region: 1-2340 (779 amino acids)
Source: RefSeq, a predicted model, not a curated record
AUGUUUGGCGCCGCUCCUUCCUCAUCCCCUCACUGCCACUAUUCCUCCGAUGAAUACUCUAGCGAUUACUACUCAGACUCCAGCACAGAGACGGAUGCUGCCUGGAAGGCGGAUGUCGCCUUGGCGAAGCUCCUCCUCUGCCAACCGCUAAGCAAUGUCUCAAUUGAAGACUUCGUGAAAAAUGUAUAUGGCUUCACUGACGACGACGUGGAUUACAUCAACAAGUCGAACGUGUGGACGCUACACUCUGGCGGUUUGCAGGAAUACAACACCGUGCUCAGCAAAGACCGGCCUGAAGAGGAGCUAUAUAUACCGUUCAAGACUAUCAUAGACGAUCUAUUCAAGAAAUUCAGCGACGAUGGCUACAAGCUAGAUUUAAAUCUGGUCCCUCCAGGCGACGAGCAAUUGGAUAGCACUGGCGCACCUUGGACCCCUGAUGGACUUUUCUUUUUUAAAUCGUUCAACCCCAAGGUCGACAAGUUGUCUUGGUCACUCUCUAAGGCCUUUCUGGAAUUCGCCGUUACCCCACAGGAGCAAAUGAACGAGACUGAAGCCUGUGUCACUGUCUCCGCGCCGGACUCGGCACCGUCCUCGACGUCGUCUGGCUCUAAGCGAUCAAGCUCCGACGUCCUCGAACUUGAAGAACAAGGUCCUUCGAAGCGGUUCAAACAAAUUGCUCGGAAAGAAUCACAAGCAACUGGAUAUGCCCUGGCGAUGAUGACAUUUGCUUGUAGACGUUGGUCAACCGGUCUGGUGAUCACGGAUAAAGACGUACGGGUGCACUACUAUGAUCGGAUAGGCACCAUCGUCACCAAGAAGUUCAAUUUCGCUGAAGAACCAAGCAAGCUGGCGAUGCUGGCGUUAGCUCUGGCCAAGUGCGACAUGGCUCAUGCUGGAUUCGAACCACUCAUCUCUUCUGGCCCCCGCCUCGGGCUCCCUCUCUCCGCUCCGCCCUCUUCAAUGAAGGAUACGGUUCUCCGGUUACCUACGUGCGAUAGUGCAGGAGCUACGUUCGUAAAGGACCUCGGGCAGGGCCUCUACUCAGACUUUGAGAUUACUGGUGAUCCACUAUAUGUGUUUCGGGGUGUUUCUGGCCGAGGCUCACACAUUCUUCCCGGUCAUCUCGUUGCAGCAGUCAAAGAAGAGGGCACCCAGACAGAGCAGGUAGCAGCUGACGAUACUGACCCUAUUAUUCCGAACCAUGGCGGCAAAAAUGGAAACGUGGCCACUGGAACGACGAAGGAGGCCCCUUCUCAAGUCACUAUGGCGGCGAAGCUCAGCUGGCCCUUGGCUGUGCGUCCAAAACUCGAAGCAGAAGUAGUCCAAUCACUCCGUGAGAGUGUGCCUUGGAUCAAGCCUUUCCUCCCCAAAGUUCACUUUGCGAUGGUGCUCAAGGGAAGGUCUAUCGGCCUCCCUGGAAACCUGUUUCGCUCCAUGACGACAACCCACAAACUUGAACAGCGCUAUCUCACUCUCAUGGUUGCCGAUCAGUACAAACAUCUAUGGGAGGUUCCAACAUCCGAGGAUUUCAUGCCAGUGUAUCUUGAUAUAGUCGAAUGCCACCACGCUGCGAUGAAAUUCGGGAAAGUUCUUCAUCGCGACAUAAGCGCUGGCAAUGUGUUAUGGCGUAGCGUGCCAAAGUCGCGCUGUGUCGGCGUCCUCAAUGACUGGGAUCAGGCAUCUGAUAUUAUUCCACAGGGGCCUCUGAAGUACCGAACGGGAACUGGCCCAUUCAUGGCACGCGAUCUCCUCGCUGGCGGCUCUGAACCACCGACUCACCUCUAUCGACAUGAUCUCGAAUCACUAUUCUACCUCCUUGUUUGGGCGGCGGUACUCUAUACCCUCGAUAAGCAACAGCCGUUUUCGAGCAAACCCAAUGCAUCAAUACUGAGAUGGACUGGUACGUAUGCCAAUGCCCGUCAAGCGAAGGCAGCCUUCCUUUGCGAUCCGCUGCCAGUGUUUGAGGGUAUACAGCCUGCAUUCAAUCUGCUUCGUGGUCGUUUGUAUGGCCUUUGGGGAUUAUUUCACAAGGCCCAUAACAACUCGGUCUCCCUUGCAUUACGACCCCGAAGACGCAGCCAUGCCAAUGUUGCCCCUAAUGCAGGCAGAGCCGUGAGGAAUGUAGACCUGGUCUUGCCAGAGGGUAGUGACGAUGGAGAGCUUCCUGUUGUUGAGUCGAGCCCUCAUCUCGAAUCUCCUACCCUGGUCGAACCUCUCCCUCUCGAUGAGAUUGACUUCGAAACAUUGGGAGGGUGCUUGACGUUCGAGAACUUCCUGGCUGUUUUAGGUGAAAAGCCCCGGCCCAUCAGCGCCAAGUACAAGCACCUCGCUACAGAGUGA